AUGACGGACCUGGGUCUGAAGCUGCCCACGCGCAACGUGCUCACUGGCGCCAUCGUCAACUGGGAGGAGGAUGAGGAACUAUCGACGCUCAGUGAUAACCCGGGAAAUCUUACUUUAGCGUGGAAGGAUCUCUCGGUGUAUAGGAGGAAGAAACAUCAGACCAGCAUCUGGUCUUCGCCAAUAUAUGAAGAAGUCAAAGUUUUACAUGGAGUUAGCGGCGUGCUGUCUUCCGGAAACUUAGUAGCUUUAAUGGGCUCCAGUGGAGCCGGCAAAACCACACUCCUAGCGGCAAUAAGUCGUCGUGACAAGAGUGCGAUGACAGGAUACCUGAUGCUGAACGGGAGACUGGCAGGGGCUGAUCUAAUAGCUAAGAUAUCCGGCUUCGUGCCUCAGGAAGACUUGGCUAUUGACGACCUUACUGUCACUGAACAUAUGGAAUUCAUGGCUCGCCUCAUGAUGGACAAGCGAUCAUCAUCAGCAAUGAGAACUAGAAGAAUCCAUCAGCUUCUUGAAGAGUUGGGGGUCGUAAACUGCAACAGGACUAAGCUGAAGGCACUCUCAGGAGGAGAGAGGAAGCGAGUCGCCUUGGCUGUACAGCUCCUAAACGACCCGCCCAUCCUCUUCUGCGACGAGCCAACCACCGGCCUCGACAGCUGGGCAGCCAACGCCGUAGUAGCGAGACUGCGAAGGCUGGCAGCCGGUGGGAAGCUGGUCAUAUGCUCGGUACACCAACCGGCUUCUGGAACGUUCGAAUUGUUCCAUCAAGUGGUCUUACUGGCUGCGGGACGAACCGCGUUUCAUGGAACGAUUGAACAGGCUGAUCACUUCUUUGCUUCGUUAGGCUUCAAAUGCCCCGUAGGCUUCAACGCAGCGGAAUACUACGUCUCUCUACUCGGCAUCCAACUUGACAAGGAGUUCGAAAGCCGGGAUCGCAUCCGGAAGAUUUGCGAUGAAUACCAAAGGUCUGACAUCGCGGCGGAUAUUGACGCUCAAGUCGGUGAUGUGACGGACGAGCAAGACUAUUUUAAUGGAACUUUAGAUGGAAAGAAUGAAUAUUUCGACAGAUACGUCACUCUAGUCAAAGUUAAUUAUUUCGUUCAGUUCUACUGGCUGAUGUGGAGGAACAUUCAAACAAUAAAACACAACAGUUCAAUAUGGAUAGCAGAAUUCGUACUACUCUUGUUCGUCGGCCUAAUAAUAUCCAUUCCCUACAUGGGCCACUUCGAGGAGCUGGACCAGCGCGACAUCCAAAACGUAGAGGGGCUGCUGUACCUCACCAUCACGGAGACCAUCUUCCUCUUCAUCUACGCCGUCUUCAUCACGUUCCCCAGUGAAGUGCCGAUCUUGCUGAGAGAAACUGCGAGUGGACUGUACUCACCGACGCCUUAUUAUCUUUCGAAAAUGAUAUUUUGGAUCCCCCGCGCUGUGAUUGAGCCAACACUCUUCGCGUCUCUGGUGUUCUUCGUGGCCGGGCUGCAUGGAGGGUUCAUGAGCUGGCUGGGCUUCUGCUUCGUGUGUGUUCUCUGUGCCAACUACGCCAACGCUUACGGUUCCUUCCUCUCAGCCGUAUUCGACAAAAUGGAAACAGCAGCUUUAGUCGCCGUGCCCUUCGAUUUAAUCGGCACCAUGUUCUCCGGUAUCUACCUCAACCUCGGCAGUGCUUCCCCCUACUUCUCAUGGCUUCGAUUCUUCUCUGGCUUUUACUAUGGAGUCGAAUCCAUCUCCAUCCUCCAAUGGGACUCGAUAGAGUCCAUUACCUGUGUCAACAUCCCCGGUAUGCCUUGCAUUAAAACUGGCCCGGAGGUCUUGAAUAGGUUCGGAUUUGAAGAAGUCAACUUUUGGAGGAACUGCGUAUGUUUGUGUGUGAUGUAUUGUAUAGCGCAUUUUAUAGCUUAUCUUAUGGUUAUUAAGAGGAGUAGGGGGACACCUGUGUACUAAUUUAAGUAUUUUUUAAUGUUUUCUCAUAAAAGUUGAUGUCUCUAGAAAAAAUCGUCG
Molecule: messenger RNA, 1995 nt
Organism: Cydia strobilella
Lineage: Eukaryota; Metazoa; Arthropoda; Insecta; Lepidoptera; Tortricidae
Product: protein scarlet-like
Exons: 11
Coding region: 1-1938 (645 amino acids)
Biological process (GO): transmembrane transport
Cellular component (GO): plasma membrane; cytoplasmic vesicle membrane
Molecular function (GO): ATP binding; ABC-type transporter activity; ATP hydrolysis activity
Source: RefSeq, a predicted model, not a curated record